AUGAAGGACGACGGCGCCGGACCCACCUCCAAGAUCCCCGACGAACAACCACUCACCGGUUCCAUCCCCAACGGCGGCGCCUUUCCCACCGUAAACCCCUGUUAUGAUGCAUACUCUGCCAGUACCAGGCGGAGGCGGAGCUCAUCCCGGACGAUAUCCGCCGUCAGGCCCACGACCACGCCCUGGCCCUCGAGAUGGGGAAUCUUCCGGAGGCCGAGUAGUGGAAAAUUGGGGAUAAGUAAUAAUAACACCAACAAAAUCUCGAGUUUUUGGGUUUAUCUCAAGGGUUUGACGGAGGGAGUUGCGGGAGGUGUUGGGGUGAGCAAAUUUUGCAGGGGGAAAGAGGGGCAAGCGAAUCCGGAGCUUUUGGAUUUCGAAGCUCUAAUUGAAGGGUUCGACUUGGCAACGCCGCUCGUCUUGAAGAGGAUUUCCAUUGUUACUGACAACCUUUGCUUUAUCAAUUUGUGA
This is a messenger RNA of Striga asiatica, 468 nucleotides long. The record is from the annotation of a GenBank genome assembly. NCBI's taxonomy places the organism in Eukaryota, Viridiplantae, Streptophyta, Magnoliopsida, Lamiales, Orobanchaceae.